Molecule: messenger RNA, 2532 nt
Organism: Odontomachus brunneus
Lineage: Eukaryota; Metazoa; Arthropoda; Insecta; Hymenoptera; Formicidae
Gene: RIOK2
Product: serine/threonine-protein kinase rio2
Exons: 6
Coding region: 215-1804 (529 amino acids)
Biological process (GO): maturation of SSU-rRNA; protein phosphorylation
Cellular component (GO): preribosome, small subunit precursor; cytosol; nucleus
Molecular function (GO): ATP binding; protein serine/threonine kinase activity
Source: RefSeq, a predicted model, not a curated record
GGAUCGGGACUGAAGGAAGGAAGGAAGAAGAUUGCGCCUCAUACAUUUUUUUCUCAUGGUCAACUUAUGGGUUAUGUACGUUGAUGCAAUGUGUACGAGUAUGGUAUGAAUCGAUGUAAAAGGAAUAAUCGUAUAAAUUAAGUAUUUUAAUGCAUAAUCGAUUGAAUUUACGUUAUAUUCGCAUCGUUAUUGUUUUAUUCACAAAUCGUUAAACAUGGGAAAAUUGAAUGUCACGAUAUUGCGGUACUUAACCCACGAAGACUUCCGUGUGUUAACAGCAAUUGAAAUGGGUAUGAAGAAUCAUGAACUCGUACCUGCGUCACUUGCCGCACAAAUAGCAAAUCUGCGUCAUGGUGGAGUUCAUAAAUUAUUAAAAGAGUUAUGUAAACAUAGAUUACUAAGCUAUGAGCGAGGAAAACGAUAUGAUGGUUAUCGUUUAACGAAUGCAGGCUAUGACUAUUUAGCCUUGAAAGUCUUGGCACAGAGAGGUACAGUGUCUUCCUUUGGCAACCAGAUUGGCAUUGGCAAAGAAUCUAACAUUUACAUUGUUGCCAACGAAGAGGGAACUCCUGUCUGUUUAAAGCUGCACAGACUUGGCAGAACAUGUUUCCGAAAUAUCAAGGGAAAGAGAGACUACCAUCAACACAGGCACUCUGCAUCCUGGUUGUAUUUGUCAAGAAUUUCAGCUACCAGAGAGUUUGCAUAUAUGACUGCACUCUUAGAUAGAGGUUUUCCUGUGCCAAAAUCUAUUGAUUUUAAUAGGCAUUGUGUUGUUAUGGAGCUGGUUGAAGGUGGACCUCUGUGUGGUGUAUAUGAAGUAGACGAUGUGGAAGCAUUAUAUGAUGAGCUCAUGAAUCUGAUUGUGAGAUUAGGAAAUCAUGGUGUUAUACAUGGAGACUUCAAUGAAUUUAAUAUAAUGAUCAAGGAUGAUGGCAAGCCCAUUAUUAUUGAUUUUCCACAGAUGAUUUCUACUGAACACAUUAAUGCAGAAGUCUAUUUUCAACGGGAUGUGAAUUGCAUUCGUGAUUUUUUUAAGAGACGUUUUGGUUAUGAAAGUGAAUUAUACCCGACUUUCCAAGAUAUAACACGUGAGGAUUGUAUAGAUAUUGAAGUCCGGGCUAGCGGUUUGACAAAGCAGAUGGAGAAAGAUCUUUUAAUAGAAAUGGGUUUUGAGAAUGAAGAGGAAGGAGAAGAAGAAACAGGAGAAGAAGAAAAAGGAGGAGAAGGAAGCGACAGUGAAGACGAAAUAUACGAGGAUUGUAUUGAAGAGAAUUUCGAGGAUCUGGAAACUCAAAUAAAAAAUUUACAGUUGCAAGUUGAAAAUGCCAUGAAAGAACAAUUUGACGUUUCGAUAAAAAAGACAUUAAAUAAUGAUCACGAACAUCCAGAGAAAAUAUCCGCGACAUCGCAUUCCGAGAAACAAAACGACAUAGAAGGUGAAUGUAAACAAAAUGAAGCUGCAGCUGUAGAAAAUGCAACAACUGACAGCGAACCAGCUUCGUGCAAUUUAUCCUCUGAAAUUGGUCUUCACAAUAUCCAAGAACAAAUCGUCUCGAGUGCGGAGGACGAAGCAGCAUCUACUAAAGACUGUUUUGACACGCGAAGCAUAUGGAGUACCUCGACAACUUCCACGAUCGCGCCACAUGUGAUAAAGAGGAGAAUAAAAUUAGCGCUGGAAAAACGGGAGAAAAAGAGCCAACCGAGGAAGAUACUGGUCAAGGGAGAAGCGAGCGCAGUGACGAGAAUACGAAGGGACAAUAGAGCUACGAUUACAGAAUCGACAGGAAUAUGGGGUUGGGAGUAAACUGACGCAUCCGAUAAAAACAUAGUCGCGCAGAUAACAACUACAAAGAACUUGGAGGAGCGUUCACAACAAGACCAAGUAUUUCUGACCUCUUACAAGCUUCCUUCACAAGAACCGAACAUCCAUUUUCUCAUUCGAUUACAGAUGAUUUCCCAACAUCUAUGAUCACUGACUAUCAUCAAAACUAUGCGCAAAACAUCUUUUUUAAUGUUAUAUAAUUCGAGUUGAUUUUCAUUGAUAAUCAAUCACGACUCAAAAUCAGGCCAAUGAAGGCUUCGCGAUUCGAUGGGAAUAAUCCUUUGAGCAAUUCGAGCACCAGCAAGACAGCUGCACAAAAAUCUAUCACGUUUAACCGGUACUAACCAGAUGUAAUUGAUUCCGUAAUAUACGGCGAUAAGAUUGUCUGUGGCCAUGAUUCCUGCGGAAAAUUCGGAAUGCGCGGUUCCUUUCUACAGCAUUUCUGUUAAGAUUCACGUUGCAUUCACGAUGAACAUUGAAAACGUACAUCAAAUCUAUAAAUUAUUAAUGAACAGUUCCACUUUGAGAGAACGUUGUCUAUCGAAUAUUAAUGCGACUAUUUGUGUACUUUUAAAUACGCGCUAGACGCCGAUAAUUAAAAUAGAAUGUAAUUAACACAGAAUUGAGAAAAAAACAUAUAUAUAUAUAAAAUAUAUAUUCUUUUUGUAUGUAUGUAUAUAUGUAUGUAUAACAUAUACGUAUAUAUAGUG